Molecule: messenger RNA, 2134 nt
Organism: Xenia sp. Carnegie-2017
Lineage: Eukaryota; Metazoa; Cnidaria; Anthozoa; Malacalcyonacea; Xeniidae
Product: glycerol-3-phosphate dehydrogenase, mitochondrial-like
Exons: 13
Coding region: 150-1952 (600 amino acids)
Biological process (GO): glycerol-3-phosphate metabolic process
Cellular component (GO): glycerol-3-phosphate dehydrogenase (FAD) complex; mitochondrion
Molecular function (GO): glycerol-3-phosphate dehydrogenase (quinone) activity
Source: RefSeq, a predicted model, not a curated record
UAAUCACACGAAGUUAAUGAUUGUUCGAAUGAUACCAUCAUAACAAUGUGAAAACAAAAUUGUCAUUACAAUCGAUAUUUCAUUGGCAAUGAUUAGAUUUUUCAAUCAUAUCAAGUAGUUGGAAUUGCUUUUGCACCAGAAAAGGACAGAUGAUGGCUUAUGUUAAAGUUGUAGGUGGUUUAGCAAUUUUAGGAGGUGGAUGUUUAGCGUUUGCUGCUGCACAAAGUCGUCAUAGCAUCACAGUGGAAUACAAUGAUCUCGACAAGGCAGUAGAAUUGGCAGAGAAAUUGACACCAUUACCAUCAAGAACAGUUCAACUUCAAAGACUUAAAGAUACUACUGAGUUUGACUUGUUAGUUAUUGGUGGAGGUGCAACAGGCUGUGGAGUGGCUUUGGAUGCUGUUACUAGAGGUUUGAAAACAGCAUUAGUUGAAAAGGAUGAUUUUGCUGCAGCUACCAGUAGCAGAAGUACAAAACUUAUUCAUGGUGGUGUAAGAUAUCUACAAAAAGCUAUAUUCAACUUAAGUUAUGAACAGUUCAAACUUGUUACUGAAGCUUUACAUGAACGUGCAAAUAUGUUGUCAAGUGCUCCUCAUCUGGCUCAACCUUUGCCAAUCAUCCUGCCCAUCUACAGCUGGUGGAAAGUGCCCUAUUUCUGGGCAGGAUUAAAAAUGUAUGAUGUGAUCGCUGGAAAACAAUUAUUGCAUGGAAGUUAUUAUGUGAGCGAAAAAAAAGCAUUGGAAUUGUUUCCUACACUGAAAAGAAAAAAUUUGUGGGGAGGCAUUAUUUAUUAUGAUGGUCAACAAGAUGAUGCAAGAAUGAAUAUUGCCAUUGCGUUAACAGCAGCCAGACGUGGUGCUGUAAUAACUAACCACACUGAAGUAGUUCAACUACUGAAAAAGAAAAUAAUGCAAGAUGAUAAGGAGAAAGAUCUCGUUUGUGGAGCGCGUGUUCGAGAUAUUCUCACAGGAGAAGAAUAUGACGUACACGCCAAAUGUGUUGUAAAUGCAACUGGACCGUAUACGGACGACAUCAGAAAAAUGGACGAUCCAACCACUCGUAACAUAUGUCAACCGAGCGCAGGAAUACACAUUGUAUUACCUGAAUACUACUGUCCAAGGAACAUGGGUUUUCUCAAUCCAGAAACAAGCGAUGGAAGAGUGGUGUUUUUAUUACCCUGGGAAGGAAAAACAAUUGCUGGUACAACUGAUAUCCCAAGUAAAGUAACAUUUACACCAAAACCGACCCAAGAAGAAGUAGAAUUUGUUUUGGGAGAAAUCAAAACUUAUAUGUCUGAUGACAUUGAAGUUCGUGAAAGAGAUGUUUUGGCAGCUUGGAGCGGCAUUAGACCGUUAGUCCGUGAUCCAAAAUCAAAGAAUACGGAGUCAUUAGCGAGAAAUCAUAUAGUCGACGUAAGUAAAGGAAACUUAGUCACGAUUGCCGGAGGAAAAUGGACGACCUACAGAUCAAUGGCUUCUGAUACUGUCGAUGAAGCAGUAAAGAGUUGUCACCUGCAGCCUGAGUCAACAAAAUGUCAGACUGAUGGCUUGAUUCUGGAGGGCGGAGUGGGUUAUUCACCAAAUUUUUACAUAAAACUGGUUCAGGAUUACAAAUUAGAUAUUGAGGUUGCAAAACACCUCAGUCAUUCCUAUGGCACUAAAGCCAUUCAGGUUUGUAAAGAGAUCAAAGGUCCUGCCAAGAAGUUAGCGAAAGAGUUCCCUUACAUCGAAGCCGAAGUCAAAUUUGCUAUAAAGGAGUACGCAUGCACCGUCUUGGACGUUCUGGCACGACGCACGCGUCUGGCCUUCCUAGACGUGGAAGUAACCAAAGAUGUCAUACCGCGUGUGGUGGAUGUCAUGGCAAGCGAAUUGAAAUGGAGUAGUUGUAGGAGAAAGGAGGAAACAAAAAAAGCGAUGGAAUUUUUGGAACAAAUGGGACUUCUUAUUAAAUAGCGACCAAGAAAAAGGCCACAGCUUCAAUUCUAUAUUCGCACGAUUAUGUUAUUGUAGAAUAACUGGAUUGUAUUGACAAACGACGGUAAUUAUUACAGCAGUAAAAGCGAUGCACCGAAAAUCGUCUUUGAUUUGAAAAAACUGAAAUAAAUAUAUUGGCAUUCUUCUUCUUUGUGCAAAAA